Messenger RNA from Triticum aestivum (bread wheat), 1258 nucleotides. Its product is annotated as epoxide hydrolase A. Gene Ontology annotation, molecular function: catalytic activity. The transcript has 2 exons. The record is from RefSeq and is a predicted model, not a curated record. Bases 36 to 1043 code for a protein of 335 amino acids. NCBI's taxonomy places the organism in Eukaryota, Viridiplantae, Streptophyta, Magnoliopsida, Poales, Poaceae.
CACACACACACACUAAGACAGAGAGAGAGAGAGAGAUGACAAGCAUGGAGGGCGUGGUGAUCAAGCACCGGACUGUGGAGGUCAAUGACAUCUCGAUGCACGUGGCGGAGGCCGGCCCCGAGGGGCACUCCAAGGGGACUGUGUUGUUCCUACACGGUUUCCCGGAGCUAUGGUACACGUGGCGCCACCAGAUGGAGAAUCUGGCAGCACGCGGCUACCACUGCGUCGCGCCUGACCUCCGUGGCUAUGGCGGUACCACCGCCCCGUCCGACGUGGAAUCUUACACUGCCUUCCAUAUCGUCGGUGACAUCGUCGCGCUUCUCAAUACCCUCGGGCUUGCAAAGGUGUUUGUGGUGGGACAUGACUGGGGGGCACUGAUCGCGUGGUACGUGUGCCUAUUCCGGCCGGACCGCGUCACGGCGCUUGUCAACACCAGCCUCGCCUUCAUCCGCAACAUCAUCGCACGCAACGGACCCGGCUUCGUGAAGCCCACCGACUACUUCAACCGCGCCUACGGCCCCGACUACUACAUGUGCCGCUUCCAGGAGCCUGGGGUCGCCGAGGCGCGGCAGUUCGCACCGGCGCACGCUAGGCGCCUCCUGCGGCAGAUCAUGUGCCACUGCUUCAGCCACGGCGUGGCCUGUGAGGAGGAAAUGCACGACAACAAGUACCCGACGUCUACGCUCCCUCCUUGGCUCACCGAGGAAGACGUGGACUACUUUGGCGCCGAGUUCGAGAGGACUGGGUUCACUGGCGGCAUCAACUACUACCGCAACCUGGACAGGAACUGCGAGCUGGCUGCGGCGUGGGCGGACGCCAAGGUGCAGGUGCCGACCAAGUAUGUGGUGGGUGAAGGUGAAAUCACGUACCACUUCGAGGGGGUUCGGGAGUACAUCCACGGGGGCGGGUUCAAGGAGGACGUGCCACUGCUAGAGGAGGUGGUCGUCCUCCCCGGCGCCGGCCACUUCAUCCAGCUGGAGAGGGCACAGGAGGUCAGUGAUCAUAUCUACGACUUCAUCAUCAAGUUCUCACCUCCAACCUAAGAUGGGAUUCACAAGCAUCCAUCUACUGCUUUGGGUUGUCGGUGUUUGAUCUUGCGUGUGUAUGUUUGUUCUUGGAUCAUCUGUUUACCUACCUGUUCCGAUUGAUAAAUGUUGAUAUGUUGUUAGGGCGGGAGGUAGGGUUUACCAGAGAGGAGAUGUACUUUAUAAAACAAAACAUGUGAUAUAUUAAGUCUUACUACAUUUUAUAUUAUGAA